AUGUCUCACCGGUAUUCAAGAGCGGAAAAAGGAAAAGGCCUUGCUUCUACAAGUACUUGCGUUCGUGAAGAACCCAUUAGAUUUCCAGAGAUUGAUCAUUCGGUACUUAUCGAAGCUAAUAAGCUUACCCUCAUUGGUAGGGUUUUAAACCCUGAUAUGACAAAACCAAAAGCUGUUUUAGCUUUCCUGCCUACCCUUUGGCCGACUGCAGGUCAAAUAUCAGGUAAAGUCCAGGUCGAGAUUAAUGCAUUGCUUCCAUUGGUUACGAGACGUUCUAUUCAGUUCUCCUCAGGUGAAGAUAUUUGGAUCGAGUUUGAAUAUGAGAGUCUCCACAAGCACUGCUUUCUUUGCAUGAGACUAGAUCAUGAAGAACAAGAAUGCGGUUCGGCAAACUAA
Molecule: messenger RNA, 396 nt
Organism: Arabis nemorensis
Lineage: Eukaryota; Viridiplantae; Streptophyta; Magnoliopsida; Brassicales; Brassicaceae
Source: the annotation of a GenBank genome assembly